Messenger RNA from Trichoderma reesei QM6a, 642 nucleotides. RefSeq lists its product as uncharacterized. NCBI's taxonomy places the organism in Eukaryota, Fungi, Ascomycota, Sordariomycetes, Hypocreales, Hypocreaceae. The record is from RefSeq and is a predicted model, not a curated record. Gene Ontology annotation, cellular component: multivesicular body. Bases 1 to 642 code for a protein of 213 amino acids. Gene Ontology annotation, biological process: late endosome to vacuole transport via multivesicular body sorting pathway; vesicle budding from membrane. The transcript has a single exon.
AUGAACCGCCUCUUCGGCUCCAAGCCCUCGGGCCCCAAACCCACCCUCACCGGCGCCAUCACCAACAUCGACACCCGCAUCGCCUCCAUCGACACCAAGCUCAAGGCCCUCAACGGCGAGCUCUCCGCCUACCAGGAGAAGCUCUCCAAGAUGCGCGACGGCCCCGGCAAGCAGGCCAUCAAGCAAAAGGCCCUCAAGGUGCUCCAGCGGCGCAAGGCCUACGAGGCCGAAAAGGACAAGCUCGAGGCUCAGGUCUGGAACAUGGAGCAGGCGCAGACCAUGCAGGACAACCUCAAGAACGUCAUGACCCAGGUCGACGCCAUGAAGACGACCAACAAGGAGCUGCGCAAGCAGUACGGCAAGAUUGACAUUGACAAGAUUGAGCGCCUGCAGGACGAGAUGGCGGACCUGCUGGACGUUGGCAACGAGAUCCAGGAGAGCCUGGCCAGGGGGUACGAUAUCCCCGACGAGGUCGACGAGGCCGAGCUCGAUGCCGAGCUCGAGGCCCUGGGCAUGGAGGCCGAGCUGGAGCAGGAGUAUGGCAGCGGUGCUGUGCCGGGCUUCUUGCAGGACGAGGUCGUGCCCGAGUUUGUUGACGAGCCGCCGCAGACGGAGGAGAAGGUGAAGCAGGCUGCGGGUUAG